UAUAUCACAAACACAGAAAAAUCCUAGGCACAAAGAAGCAGAAAUUUUGUCACUACCUGUAUACUUAGUAGGUAAUAAAAAUGAAAGAGUAGAAUAGAAUAAAAUUGGACAGAGAAGAGAAAAUUUAGAAAGAACUUAACUAGAUCUUAUUUGCAAAUGAAGAUAAUGGUGAAGUGAUUUACCCAACAGCUUACAGAAGUUUCAGAGAAAAGUCAGCCCUUUAGAUGCACUAUUUUAGUAUGCAUGGAAUCUCCAUACACAGAACCAAUCAUUCUGUCAACCUGCUUUCUGUGCAUAGGGAUUAGUCUGGCUAUUUUGUAUCUGAGCAUGCAAAGUCUCCAGUUCUAACAUGGCAGACAAUGCUACACAUCGCUACAUCUCAUCUUUUUUCCUGGUUGGUAUUCCUGGUUUGCAAGCUUUUCACUGCUGGGUUGGCAUCCCCGUCUGCCUCCUGUUUGCCCUGGCCCUGCUGGGGAACAGUGUAAUCAUCAUCACCAUCAAACUAGAACCAAGCCUCCACCAGCCUAUGUAUUUCUUCCUUUGUAUGCUGGCAGUGAAUGACAUGGCUCUUGCCUCUUCCACGGCCCCCAAGAUGCUUGGUAUCUUCUGGAUGGAUGCACAUUGGAUUGACUUUGACACCUGCCUGACGCAGUUGUAUUUCAUUCACACAUUCUGCAUAAUUGAAUCAUCCCUCUUGGUUGCCAUGGCCUUUGACCGCUAUGUAGCUAUUUGUAUCCCAUUGCGUUAUACAACCAUCCUGACAACACCAACGGUCAUUAAAAUGGGUCUAGCUGGUAUGACCCGAGCUAUCCUUAUGGUUUUGCCCUGUCCUCUUCUUAUUAAAAGGCUACCAUGUUAUACUAAAUAUGUCAUCAGUCAUGCCUACUGUGAGCACAUGGCUGUGGUGAAGUUGGCCAGUGCCAACACCCUCAUUAAUAGAGUGUACGGAAUCUCUGUGGCCCUUUCAGUGAUGGUGUGGGACCUAGGGCUCAUAGCCGCAUCCUAUACCAAAAUCCUCCAGGCAGUCUUCCGGCUGUCUUCCCAGAAUGCCCGCUCGAAAGCGCUGGGCACCUGUGCUGCCCAUGUGUGCACUAUACUUGUCUCCUACACCCCUGCACUGUUUAGUUUCCUAACUCACCGCAUUGGCAAGAAGGUACCUCCAAGCAUUCAUAUAAUUUUUGCGAGUUUGUAUCUUUUGGUGCCUCCCGCAGUCAAUCCCCUGGUGUAUGGCGUCAAGACCAAGCAGAUUCGUGACCGAGUGGCUGGUCUCUUCUUCCCAAGCAAGAAGAUUUCUGGAAACUAAAA
This is a messenger RNA of Acinonyx jubatus (cheetah), 1305 nucleotides long. RefSeq names its product olfactory receptor 52P1-like. Gene Ontology annotation, molecular function: G protein-coupled receptor activity; olfactory receptor activity. NCBI's taxonomy places the organism in Eukaryota, Metazoa, Chordata, Mammalia, Carnivora, Felidae. The coding region runs from base 350 to 1303 and encodes 317 amino acids. The record is from RefSeq and is a predicted model, not a curated record. Gene Ontology annotation, biological process: G protein-coupled receptor signaling pathway. Gene Ontology annotation, cellular component: membrane. The transcript has a single exon.